Messenger RNA from Sesamum indicum (sesame), 2508 nucleotides. Its product is annotated as rhamnogalacturonan I rhamnosyltransferase 1. Gene Ontology annotation, cellular component: cytoplasm. Lineage: Eukaryota; Viridiplantae; Streptophyta; Magnoliopsida; Lamiales; Pedaliaceae. The record is from RefSeq and is a predicted model, not a curated record.
ACAUACAUUGAAUAACUCAAGGGACAACAUUUCUCUUUUCGAUUUGUGCGUAUUCUGCACCACACACAUAACACGCACUCCUACAUAUCCCUUUUCCUCUCCAACCGACGCGCUCUCUCUCUCCUCUGCCAUUCUUCUCUCUCUGGGAAGCUUGCCGCCGGCGGGUCAUAUAAUCUUGCCGAGAUAUCUGCCGGAUCUCUGCCACUCGUUGUUUUCUGGGACCCAUUUUCAUUUCUCCGGCGAAAAACCUUUUUCUGGGACUGGGAUCGAUCUUGAUCGAUCCCCAUUUUUGUGUUGCUCGUGGGUAAUGUGCCUGUAAUAUAACCGGCUUUAUUGGGUUUCCAUUCUGGGAAAGAAUCUUGGCUUGUACCAGUCAAUUUUCUUGUAUAUUUCUACGUUUAGAUUUGCAAUUUUGUUUCUGUUCCUAGCCGUUGCGCGUUUCUGUUAAUCCCUCAACAUAUCCAUUUAGAGAGAUCAAAUUUUGGGAUCACAUCAUCACUCCAGGGCGACGUCGUCCGAGCAGUCUGCUGUAGGUGAGGGAGUUUAUGGGUUUGUGGGCAUGUGCAAAAUAAAGGGUUGUGAAGAGACUAAUAGGAGGAGAAGGUGGGGAAUAAUGGGGCUGAAAACAGCGGCAUUUGCGGGGGACAGAUUGGAGAAGCUAAGGAAUAGUGGGAUGGUUUCGCGGUCAAGAAUGAAGCUUUGGAUGAUUAGGGCUACUACGUCGGUUUUGCUGUGGACUUGCUUAGUUCAGUUGACGGCAUUGAGUGAAACUUGGGGUCCUCGGGUGUUGAAGGGUUGGCCCUCUUGCUUUUCUCAGGAAUCCGCCGCUUCUGCCGCCGUUGCCUUGGAUGUUCAUUCGUCCCCUGAACUCCCAGCUAGAGUUCUUCCACCCAAGAGGGUGUACAAGAACAAUGGUUACCUGAUGGUUUCGUGCAAUGGAGGGCUUAAUCAAAUGCGGGCUGCGAUAUGUGACAUGGUUGCAAUUGCCAGAUACCUAAAUGUUACGUUGGUAGUUCCUGAACUUGACAAGACGUCUUUUUGGAAUGAUCCUAGUGAGUUCCAAGACAUAUUUGAUGUUGAUCAUUUUAUUACGUCCUUAAGAGAUGAAGUCCGGAUACUGAAGGAGUUACCUCCAAGGGUCAAGAGGAGGGUAGAGAUGGGGAUGUUCUACACAAUGCCGCCUGUUAGUUGGUCGGAUAUCUCUUACUAUCACAAUCAAAUUCUUCCUCUGAUUCAGAAAUAUAAAGUUGUCCAUUUGAACAGAACAGAUGCUCGGCUUGCCAAUAAUGAUCAGCCAAUGGAGCUUCAGAGGCUCCGUUGCCGAGUAAACUUUAGUGCUCUAAAAUUUACUCCUCAGAUUGAAGAAUUGGGUAGGAAGGUUAUUAAAAUAUUAAGGCAAAAUGGGCCUUUCAUAGUACUCCAUCUGAGAUAUGAAAUGGACAUGUUGGCUUUUUCUGGCUGCACUCAGGGCUGCAAUACAGAGGAGGUGGAAGAAUUAACAAGAAUGAGAUAUGCCUACCCGUGGUGGAAAGAGAAGAUCAUUGAUUCUGAUAUGAAAAGGAAAGAAGGUCUAUGUCCUUUAACACCUGAGGAAACUGCACUCACAUUGCGGGCACUGGACAUUGAUCCCAAUAUCCAGAUUUACAUAGCUGCUGGAGAAAUAUAUGGUGGAGAAAGAAGACUGUCCAGUCUUACAUCAUUUUAUCCAAAUUUGGUAAGGAAGGAGACGUUGCUGGAGCCUUCUGAUCUUCGGUUCUUCCAAAAUCACUCAUCUCAGAUGGCAGCUCUGGAUUAUCUCGUUUCACUGGAGAGUGAUAUCUUUGUUCCCACAUAUGAUGGAAACAUGGCUAAAGUUGUUGAAGGACACCGCAGAUAUCUUGGGUACAAGAAAACAAUUUUACUGGACAGAAGGAUGCUAGUUGAUUUAAUAGACAAGUACAAUUUUGGGUCUCUGACUUGGGAUGAGUUCUCUGCUGCUGUUAAAGACGCCCAUGCUUUACGCAUGGGGAAUCCGUCCAAACGGCUGGUGAUUCCAGACAGACCUAAAGAAGAGGAUUACUUUUACGCAAACCCCUGGGAGUGUUUGCAGCCACUAAACGAAGACGAACGACUACUACUAGAUAGCAUUUGAACCUUACCCGUUGAGUAUUUGGCUAGAGAUCCAUGCAUUUCUGUGAUGGAUAUAGACUCAGUAUUCCUCAAGACGGCCACAGUGAAAAGGUGGAUUUUGUUUUCAGGAGGUGCAACUUGAACAAAGUCGAAAGAGGUAUGGAGAAAAGCAGCUGUAUUAAUUGUUCUUUUUAUCUCGAGUUAAUAAUUCAAUUAAUGUAUAGAAUCUACCCUGCCGUUUUAAGGGUUUAUAUAGACCUGUCCGCGCGCUGUACACAUAGAGAUACAAAUAUAGAUUUCUUUUUACUGCAACUAUCGAUUUGCAGUAGCUUAAGCUUUCACUCAUCACUUUUGCCUUAUCUUUCUGUUCUAUCAUUACCAUUUUUGAAGGGGGAUUGA